UUCAUUUGUAUGGAGUGUGAUUAUUUUGUUGUUGUCGAUGGUGAUAGAAUUGCAUUUAUAAUGCAAUUAAAAAUAGAACAAUUUGAAAAUUUUUAUUGAAUAUACGCGAAAGCUUAACUUAAAAUCAUGUUGCCCGGUGUUGGUGUUUUCGGAACAGGUGCAAUAACUAAAGUAUUGGUGCCAAUUUUACGUGAAAAGGGCUUCGAAAUUAAAGCGUUGUGGGGUCGUACAUUACGAGAAGCAGAAGAAGUGGCCACAGCCCAAAAUAUUUCAUUCUACACAAAUAAAAUUGAUGAUGUUUUGCUGCGGAAAGAUGUAGAUUUGGUAUUUAUUGUAUGUCAACCGUAUUUACAUGCUGAGAUUUCUGUAAAGGCUUUGGGUAUUGGCAAGCAUGUUGUGUGUGACAAACCGAUGGGCCUGAACCAGGCCGAUGCCAUGAAAAUGGUUAGAGCAUCGCAGUAUUAUCCUACAUUGAUAUCGCUUGUUAAUCAUUCACUAAGAUUUCUGCCAGCAUUUACCCACAUGAAGAGAUGUCUGCAGGAGGGUGUAAUUGGUCCAUUAAGUGAUAUUUCAUUGGUGGAUAUACGGGUGCAAUUGGGAUCGUUAUUUCCGGAUAAGUUCGAUUGGAUGUGUGAUGCGGCAAUGGGAGGUGGUGCUUUGAAUUUGGUCGGCAGUCAUGUGGUGGACUUGGUGAGCUUUCUGCUACAUCAACAUGCAGUGCGUGUCCAUGGUGUCGUUAAAGCGUAUACAAAGACAACAUCAAAUGUCAAUGGGAUACGACAGAUAUCAGCCCCUGACUUUUGUAACUUUCAAAUGGAACUAGCUAAUGGUACUUUAAUAACAACAUCAAUUCACAGUCACACUGUUCCGGCCAAAAGCUUCUCUCAAGAAGUUUUAAUAUGCGGCAGUCAUGGACAUUUGUCAGUGCGAGGUGGAGAUCUCUUCGUGUUCAAACACAAACCCGAGGCACAGCUUAAAGAGGAAGCCGUUUAUGUAGAUGUUCAAGAUUUACAUAUUGCCACCUCUGAGUCACUUUUGCCUCGGCUGUACAUUAAAGGUUUAUGCAAGAUGAUUGGUGCUCUUAAGGAAUCAUUUGCUAGUAAGGAAUCUUCAUGGGUCAAGGAACCCGUUCAAGCUGCCGCCACUUUUGAAGAUGGACUUUAUGUUCAGGCUGUUUUGGAGGCAAUACGAAAAUCGAGCGAAUCAAAGGCCUGGCAAAGGGUGCAAAUAACUUCUGACAAUCCAUCAAAUCAUGAUCAAAUAAUGCGUUUCGCCCGUAUGUCUACAAUGUAAAUGGAAACAUACAUAGUUAUAAUUUCGAGAGAUUAUAUUUUAAAUUUUUAGUAUUUUGUUUAAAUUGUUUCACAUUCCCCAUAAUGAUAUAUGAACAAUUUGUUUAAUUAACUGUUUUAAUUGUCUAUUCCAAUAAAUGAACAAAUUUUUUUAAGUGUGCAACAAAAAAGUAAGACUGCACUUAUUUACAAUAAAACAA
This is a messenger RNA of Calliphora vicina (urban bluebottle blowfly), 1492 nucleotides long. RefSeq names its product glucose-fructose oxidoreductase domain-containing protein 2. The transcript has a single exon. Lineage: Eukaryota; Metazoa; Arthropoda; Insecta; Diptera; Calliphoridae. Bases 127 to 1293 code for a protein of 388 amino acids. Gene Ontology annotation, molecular function: nucleotide binding. The record is from RefSeq and is a predicted model, not a curated record.